This is a messenger RNA of Rhizophagus irregularis DAOM 181602=DAOM 197198, 306 nucleotides long. The record is from RefSeq and is a predicted model, not a curated record. Lineage: Eukaryota; Fungi; Glomeromycota; Glomeromycetes; Glomerales; Glomeraceae.
AUGUAUGGCAAUAAAUUGUUGACUUCUGACGUAUGGCAAAUAUUUCGUGAAAUUUUUGAAGAAAGCGGAUUUGAAGUGUAUGAAAGUCAAGAGUCGUUUAUAGAAUAUGUUCAAACAGAGCAACAGAAAAGAGCUGAAGAUCGAAGAAUUGCUGUGGGUGAAUUAACUGAAAGAAUGUGUGACAGGUAUUGGCAUGUUAAAGAAACAGGCGAUGCCGAGAGGACACAAUCUUUCAUUUCUAUAUUAGAAGCUACUGUAAAUCCGAUUAUCUCACGUUUUGAUGAUAAUUCAAAUGAAAAAACGUAG